CGCGUCAUAAGUAGCUCAACUGGUACCUUAGCAAAGCCGUAGAGCUGGCGUAUCGCCUCUUUGUAUUUCGUAGGGAUUUCAUCCCCCGGUUAGUGGGUAAAGUCUAGAGGGGGGGUGCAGGAGGCAUGAGAGUGAAGCUUGGUGGGGAAAAUCACUCGCUAAAAACAGACUUACGAAGGCGGCGGGCAUUAAAAUCAGUUCAACUCGCUAAGCGAGGAUUUGGGAAGUCUAGGGGCUAUGCGGUUAUAAAUGUCUCGCAAUUUCUCCCUAAAAUUAAUCGUUAUAAAAAUCUUGGAAAAGAUUAAUGUGCUAUUUUUCUAUUAUAUAACACUCUUAUGGAAAGUUUUAGGCGUUGCGUUGGGGAUUAGUGCGACUUUCCGCACAAGGCAAUUUUGGUGUUCUUGCGCGCACUCUGUAGAUGGACGAUUUUCAACGCCCGUCGCCUUCGUAUGUCGGCAGGCUCGUAAGCAGAUCUCAAGAGGCGCUGUGAGAAAUUCGCAAGGUAUGAGAAGAUCUUUAAGGGUAAAUAGCGCUCUUAGCGAAGCGAUAAUAGCGCUAAGUAAUUACUGUAGGGUUCUUUAGCCAGGUGUCCCUUGUAAGUACGGGGGAGAAGCCCUAAAACGUUAUGAUACCCUCUGCCCCGUAUAAGCGUGUUUUAG
This is a messenger RNA of Hyaloscypha bicolor E, 659 nucleotides long. RefSeq lists its product as uncharacterized. Bases 250 to 582 code for a protein of 110 amino acids. The record is from RefSeq and is a predicted model, not a curated record. NCBI's taxonomy places the organism in Eukaryota, Fungi, Ascomycota, Leotiomycetes, Helotiales, Hyaloscyphaceae. The transcript has a single exon.